Messenger RNA from Cydia pomonella (codling moth), 4485 nucleotides. RefSeq names its product sodium-independent sulfate anion transporter-like. The transcript has 9 exons. Lineage: Eukaryota; Metazoa; Arthropoda; Insecta; Lepidoptera; Tortricidae. The record is from RefSeq and is a predicted model, not a curated record. Gene Ontology annotation, cellular component: membrane. Gene Ontology annotation, biological process: transmembrane transport. Gene Ontology annotation, molecular function: sulfate transmembrane transporter activity. Bases 343 to 2256 code for a protein of 637 amino acids.
CCGCAGGCUCGCCGGCGUCGUGCGGAGCGCGCAGUGGACGCGGCGCGCGGUCUCGGCGCAGAUAGAACGCCGCGCAGCCUCCCGGCGCACUCAGUCGCGCGCCGACCGCGCUCCGCACAACACGUUUCCGGCGCGCUCCACCGUGCCUUCGCCGGCCAAUUCCCGCUUCCAACCUCGCGGCAUGUCACUUAGUAGCUGACACCACGACUACAACUCGCCCAGUGCACCGCUCGCCGUACUCGGCCAGCCCGCAGCCCCUCGCAAGUGAGUCCGCAGUGCCCUCUCACCUUUCAGUGAUCGAUCACCGGUUUCGAAAAUAAGGACCCUACAAAUUUAUAAAGGAUGAUUCCGCGACGCAAACACAACGCCUCCUCGGGCUCGCUGCCAGCGCCCGACGACAAGACCGCCAGCAACGACUACAUACUGAACGCGGGGUCCGAGAAGUGCGCGGGCGGCUGGCGCGCCGCCGUGCGCCGGCGCCUCAACCGCAAGACGCUGCACAAGCGCGUGCCCGUGACGAGCUGGCUGCCGCGCUACUCCAGCCAGGACGCGCUCGGCGACCUCAUCGCCGGCGUCACCGUGGGCCUCACCGUCAUCCCGCAGUCGCUCGCCUACUCCAACAUCGCCGGCCUGCCGCCGCAGCACGGGCUCUACGGCUCGUUCAUCGGCUGCUUCGUGUAUAUCGUGCUGGGCGGCUGCCGCGCCGUGCCGGCCGGACCCACCGCCAUCGCCUCGCUGCUCACGUGGCAGGUGGCCAACGGCGUGACCGAGAAGGCGAUCCUGCUCUGCAUGCUGUCGGGGCUCGUGGAGCUGCUGAUGGGCGUGCUGGGGCUCGGCUUCCUGAUUGACUUCGUGUCGGGCCCGGUGUCGUCGGGUUUCACAUCGGCCGUGGCGCUGAUGAUCGCCACCAGCCAGGUCAAGGACCUGUUCGCGAUCAGUGUGACGGGCACCACGUUUCUGCAGCAGUGGAUCUCGGUGUUUCGCAACUUGCACGGUGCCGCUCUCUGGGACCCCAUCCUCGGCUUCAUUUGCAUCGCGUUGCUGCUCUCUAUGCGGCGGAUCGGCAUGGUGCAGCUGGGCGGCGAGGCGCCGAGCGCGCGGCAGCGCUGGGCGACGCGCUGCUGCUGGCUGCUGGGCACGUGCCGCAACGCCGUGGUGGUGGUGGCGUCCGGCGCGCUCGGCUUCUGGUUCGUGUCCCGCCAGGGCGCCGCGCCCGUGCGCCUCAUGGCUGAUAACGUGAGAGGCGGCUCGAUCCCGUCCGGCGUGCCGGUGCCGGCGCUGCCGCCGGUCAGCUACGUGCGCGCAGACAACUCCACCGCCGACUUCCUCGAGAUGAUCUCGGAGAUGGGCUCCGGCAUCAUCGUGAUCCCGCUCAUCGUGCUGCUGGAGGACAUCGCCAUCUGCAAGGCGUUCUCGGACGGCAAAACCAUCGACGCCACGCAGGAAAUGAUCGCCAUCGGCACGUCCAACAUCGCCAACUCGUUCAUGGGCGCGUACCCGGGCGGCGGCUCGCUCGCGCGCUCCGUCGUGUCCAACGGCUCCGGCGUACGCACGCCCUUCAACGGCAUCUACACCGGCAUCAUGGUGAUCCUGGCGCUGCAGUUCUUCACGCAGUACUUCGAGUUCAUCCCGAAGGCGGCGCUGGCGGCUGUCAUCAUCUCCGCCAUCGUCUUCAUGGUGGAGUACCACGUCGUCAAGCCCAUGUGGAGAGCUAAAAAGCUGGACCUGAUCCCGGGCAUCGGCACGUUCGUGCUGUGCCUGACGCUGCCGCUGGAGAUGGGCAUCCUCACCGGCGUCAUCGUCAAUAUCAUCUUCAUCCUCUACCACGCGGCGCGCCCCAAGUUCACCGUCGAGAUGCUGAAAACGGAGCGCGGCGUGGAGUACCUGAUGAUCACGCCGGACCGCUGCCUGAUGUUCCCGUCCGUGGACUACGUGAAGAGGCUGGUGACGAAGUGCGCGGGCGCGGGCGCGUGCGAGGCGGGCGCGGGCCCGCCGCCCGUGGUGCUGGAGUGCACGCACAUCUACAGCGCCGACUUCACGGCCGCCAAGUCCAUCCAGCAGCUCACGGCCGACUUCCACGCGCGCCGCCAGCCGCUGUACUUCUACAACGUGAAGCCGUCCGUGUGCUCGCUGUUCGAGGCCGUGGCCAAGCCGGAGCACUUCGUGACGUUCUACGAGGACGAGGAGCUGGACCGCCUGCUGGCGGCCGACGAGCGCCUGCGGCCGCGCAAGGCGCCGCCCGCCGGCCAGGUGUAGCCGCCGGCCGCCGCUCCCGAGGGAAAACAGGCUGAUGACUAUAUUUUUGAGAUUCGAUUGACAGUCGUGAGUGAUAUUUAGACGCAGAGACAUAUAUUGUUACUAAAAUUUUAAUUAUUUAGAUGUUGUAAAUACGUUCCCUAGAGUGAGCUCCGAACUGAUCGACGCGUGAUAGCGUCGAUGUAAAAUCGCACGCCCGCGGCGCGGACCCGGCCCGCUCCGCGGGGCGUCAGACUAGACUAGUAGAGACUAUAUUCAUAGCUAUAUAUAUUUUGUUAGAAGUGUUGAGGCGGAGGAGUCCGGCCGGCCGACGGGACGAGGUCGCGAGUCGGCCCCGGACCGGACUGAUCGUACUUAGACAGUAACGCGCCUUGCGCCACGUUGUGAUUCUAGCUCGUAAUUAAUACAAGUCUCAUUCUAUCAUAAAUAUUUAAAUAAAUUUACGUAGCGAUCACCAGUUCUAAAGAAUCCACGGAAUAUUCACUAGGUCAUUUUUACCGCUUAUAAAUAGGGAAGUUCGGGUUCUAAGUCAACCGACAGAUAAUGCAUUUCAAUACUAGCAUUGUGAUAAUGCUAUAAAGUGGUACUUUGCAGCUGGAGGUCGCUAAAUUUCCUCUAUUUACUAUCGUUGUACGCAUCGCACGUAGUGCGACCUCGAGGCAUAUUCAGACACGUCAAAUAUCACACCGAUUUAAUUUGAGUACUUAAUAUAACAAGUUACGUAGCUGAAUAUGGCUCGCAUGAUCAUUGUAGCGGAGGUUUCCCGCGCCCGCGCCCAACGGCGGCCGAGUGCCGCGCUUGCUCGCGUUCUGAUAUACACUUUAUCAUUAUUACGGGGAUGUUUAGGAAACUUCUAUUAAGGAAUCUAAAUCGUAUUAUUAGGAUUUCACGAAACAUGAUUUUUUUUUGUAAACAUGCUUUUGUAAUGUGAAUGUAAUUAUCUAUUGCUUAAUUUUCCUUAUUUUAAUGUAGUAAACAUAAACACGGUUAUGUUAGUUACUCUUUUAACCGCCAAUCCUCCACGAAUCGUUUGUAAAGUCACUAUUUUCACUAACAUUUAAAAAGUUCAUCGUGAACGACGAAGGCUACUUGGCCUCGUAAUAGUAAACUGGUGAUUUAUUAAAGAUGUUAACGGCACCAAUCAUGAGACAUUUAAGAGAAAAUUUUGAGUAUUUUUGAUUUUUCACCGACAUCUGUAAAAUUUCUACCGCUUUAUGCUUCAAAAGAUGAAUGUCCAAUUCGUCCUUUAUGUUUUCAAUGUAUUUAAUGAAAACUACUGCAAUUGGUUUCAAUAUUAUUAACCAAUUAAAACUAUGUUUUUUGCUCCAGUCAUGAGAUGUAUGGCGCCAUUAAUCUUAAAACUAACAAAUAUCAAUGGAAAAUUAAACUUAAGCAGCUCUUUGGCUCUUGUUCAUUGUAAAAUGUUGCCGGCGAUUAAAAACUGAUGGUAAAUACUUGUUUUACAUCAGGAUUUGUCUAUACCAUCCCAUUACUGGUACCUGUUCGAAUAUAGGAGUGUUUACUAUAAUUUGUCUAUUAUAUAAUUAGUUAAGGAAAGCUUUGAGUAGAAUCGGAAUAUUACGCGGUACAUCGAGCUGUGAAGUCGCGUCGCUGGCGCGGUGAAAACGUUCUUACAGUGUGAUAUGAUAUCGUAACGUAAAUUAUUUAUUUUAUAGAUAAAUAAAGUACAACUUAGGAUAUAAUGUUAAUAGUGAAAAGUUAAGUUGUAAAGCUUUAAGCGGCCUACAGAGGGCAGCGCCGGUGCCGCGCCGCCCUCCCCUCCUCCCCCUCCCUCCGAUCCCGCACCCCCUCCCCCAGCAGCGGCAGCUCUGACUGACAGGAUCAUUACAACAAAACUACAUAUAUCUACAAGUACCUGUAAAGUACCUAUAGAAUAAAUACCAGAUGGAACUAUUUUCUUAACUGAUUUAUGUAUUGAAGGCAGUCAAGUGAAGGAUAGUUAUUAAAUGAUAUACCUACUUAAUGGAUAAAAUCGUAUAAACUGAUUGAUACUUAGGAUUAAUAUUUUGUAAUGAUUUAAAUAAAUAAGUGACAGGAGUGAUGAUAAUAUUAUUGUAAUAAGAGACGCCAUGGAUGCCUCCCCCCCCCCCCCCCCCCGGCUGUGGGCGCGACGCCGGCACCGCACGAGGAGCGCGCCUGGCGCGCGGGAUAGUAUAAUGUUGUGUUCUAAGAACAAAUUAAUAAACUCUAUGAGGGUUACACACUUAA